AUGGAUGCAUCAAAGGUUCCCGUCAAGCUCGUUAAGGUCACCCGUGUUUUGGGUAGAACCGGUUCCCGUGGAGGUGUUACUCAAGUCAGAGUUGAGUUCAUGGACGAUACCACCCGUUCCAUCAUCCGUAACGUCAAGGGCCCAGUCCGCGAAGACGACAUUCUUUGCCUACUCGAAUCCGAGCGUGAGGCUAGAAGAUUGAGAUAA
This is a messenger RNA of Sclerotinia borealis F-4128, 207 nucleotides long. NCBI's taxonomy places the organism in Eukaryota, Fungi, Ascomycota, Leotiomycetes, Helotiales, Sclerotiniaceae. The record is from the annotation of a GenBank genome assembly.